Messenger RNA from Anthostomella pinea, 870 nucleotides. Lineage: Eukaryota; Fungi; Ascomycota; Sordariomycetes; Xylariales; Xylariaceae. The record is from the annotation of a GenBank genome assembly.
AUGAAGCCCUCUACUAUUCUCGCCGGCCUCGCCGCAUUCACACACGGUAUCAACGCCGUUGCCGUCUCCAACCCGGACAUCGUCGCAUUAGAUACACGAUCGGAAACAGAGUUGCAACAGUUGACCGAGCGGACGGCGAGCGAAGAUCUGUGGAAGCGUAAAGGCGGCGGUGGCGGCGGUGGUCGCGGAGGCAGCAGCGGCUCGUCUGGCUCGUCGGGUUCCUCUGGUUCCUCUGGUUCCUCUGGCGGUCGAAGUGGUAGUGGCACAGGCGGCAGCAGCUCUCUAGGCUCGUCGUCAUCGAACGCCGGCGGACGCACCACCACAGGUAGCGGAGCGCGACCACAAUUCGGCUCAUACUAUGGCGGAGGCGCGACGCAGCCGUACAAGGCAGGAUCGAGGACUCCAAGUGGCAUCGCGCCGGCCCUUAUAGGAGGUGCCGUGCUGGGUGCUGUCGUUUUCUCCGGCGCCGCCUUGUUGUAUGGAGCCUACAGCUAUCCUUACACACACCCUUACUACUACCACAACGCGACGACCAACAAGAACGAGACGAAGCCGGUCAACUGCCUGUGCGGGCAGUAUUCGACCUGCGGCUGCGAUGACAAUGGCAACCAGACUUACUUCAACUCCGUCAUCCGCGACGGCAGCUACGCCAACUUGAACCAUUCGCUCGUCACCGUCGCUGAUAACGCGACCGACCACAAUGCCUCCACCAUCUAUAUCCUCGGAGACUUGCCCAACGGCACGACGGCGGCCGGCGGCACCGAGGAUCCGAACGGCUCGAGCGCGGCGGGCGGCCUGCAGGCUCUCGCGCAAGCUGUUGGUUGGUGGCCUGUGGUCACGACUGCGUUCGCUCUUGCUUUCCUCUCGUAG